Messenger RNA from Agelaius phoeniceus (red-winged blackbird), 1305 nucleotides. RefSeq names its product NADPH oxidase organizer 1 (gene NOXO1). Gene Ontology annotation, biological process: superoxide anion generation. Gene Ontology annotation, cellular component: cytoplasm. The record is from RefSeq and is a predicted model, not a curated record. NCBI's taxonomy places the organism in Eukaryota, Metazoa, Chordata, Aves, Passeriformes, Icteridae. Gene Ontology annotation, molecular function: phosphatidylinositol binding; protein binding; superoxide-generating NADPH oxidase activator activity.
AUGAUGUUUGUGUCCUGGUCAGAUCAGAACAACAUUCUCAUUUACAGGACGUUUGAAGACUUUAAGAAAUUCCAUAAAGAGCUGAAGAGAAAAUUCCCCACUGAGAGUGGGUCACUGAGGAGUUUACCCUGGUUUAAAGGAAUAACUAUGCAGCAGAGGAAGGGUGGGAAGCUGAACAGGUGCCUGGAGAUCCUGAAACUGCUGGAAACGUAUUCCCGGGAGCUGCUGAAAACAGAUGUGAAAAUCUCCCGGGGUGAAGAGGUGAAUCAGUUUUUCAAGGCACAGACUCAAGACCUUGAUCCCUCCUUCCCUGAAAACAGUGCUGUGAUCAUGCCAUCAGUAUUCAGAAGGGAGAAGAGCCCCCAGCCCCUGUCCAUCACCCUCCCUCAGGCGUCGCAGAGCUACCGCUGCCUCGAGGCCUUUGAAACCAAAGACACAAAGAACAAACCCUUCACAGUGGCUCAGAAGGAGAUUGUGGAAGUGCUCAUCAAGGACAUGACUGGCUGGUGGCUGGUGGAAAAUGCAGACAAACAGAUAGCCUGGUUCCCAGCCUCAUACCUGGAAGAGCUUGAUGCCUGUGAGGACAUCCAGCAUGCCUUCAGCUCAGACGAGGAGGGCAGCCUGUACUUUGUGGUGCAGGCCUAUGAGGCUCAGAAGGCAGACGAGCUCUCGCUGAACCAGGGGGUGGUCGUGGAGGUGCUCAGGACAUCCCACAAUGGCUGGUGGCUGAUCCGGUACAACGGCUGCACUGGCUACAUGCCCUCGCUGUGCCUCCGGCCCUACCAGAACCCUCACCACAAGCUCCAGAGCAUCCUGAGCUGCAGCCUGCACGCCUGCACCCCGAGCCUCAGCUCCCGGGAGGAGCACAGCAGCUCUGCCAGGAGCAGAUCCCACUCUCUGCCCCAGGCCAGCUCCACCCCACAGCUGGGGUUGGGGUUGGACAGCUCCUCGCUGAGCUCGGGCAGCAGCAGCGCUGGGGCCACCCGGCUGGCCUGGAAACCCGAAUUAUCUCGGUCCCUGCCCGAGGUGAAGCCGGCCAGGAGCUCUCCUGGCCUGAGCCACGAGCUGGCCACGCACAGCAGCAAAUCCCCACAGCUCAGUGCCAGGGACAGGAACGACUCCGGCUUCGUGGAGUCCUGUGCAGCCGAGCUGCCCCUCGCUGCCCCUGAGCCGGCCGCGGGUGUCCCCAAGGUGCCAGCCCGGCCCUCAGCCCAGGAGAUCCUGCAGCGCUGCAGCACCGUCACCAAGCGCGCCGUGCAGCACUCGGCCCCCCGGCCGGCCCUCCCGGACCCCUGCCAGCAGUAG